AAUGAUCUAUUCCAGUUGGGUCGAGCGCAUGAGCAGAUAAUCCAGCCGCUGGAGAAGUUCCGCAAGGAGCACAUCGGCGCUGUCAAGGAGGGAAAGAAGAAAUUCGACAAGAAGACUGCCAAAUUUUGCCAGAGUCAGGAGCGGACCUUAUCGCUGUCCACCAAAAAACAAGAGAAUGUUUUCCAAGAGGCGGACGCGGCGAUGGAGAUGGCGGAGCGCGACUUCUGCCAGGCGUCGCUCGAGUACGUGUUCCAGCUGCAGGCCGUGCAGGAGCGCGAGAAGUUCGAGCUUGUGGAGACGCUGCUCGGCUUCGUGUUCGGCUGGUGGACCUUCCAUCACACCGCGCACGACGUGCACCACGACGCCGAGCCGCUUGUGCGCGAUCUGCAGCUGCGCAUCCAGCGUACGCGCAGUAAUUUCGAAGAAACAAGCAAACAGACUGAAUCGCUCAUGAAGAAAAUGAUGGAGAUGCGGCAAGUGCACAAGGAGGAGGCGAGCGAGGAGUGCGGCGGCGGCGCCUCGCGCGCCGGCUACCUGUUCCUCAUGGAGAAGAAGGCUUUCGGUACAACGUGGAGUAAACAGUAUUGCAGCUACGAGAGGAGUUCGCGAUCGCUCUCCUUGCUGCCCUACAACCAAAUCAACCCUAAAACGGCGGGCAGCGCGGAGAGCCUGUGCGUGGCGGGCGCGCGCGCGGCCGACGCGAGCGUGGAGCGGCGCUUCUGCUGGGAGGCCGUGCCCGCGGAGCGCGAGCGCGCGCCGCUCACGCUGCAGGCGCUGGGCGAGCGCGACCGCGCGGCGUGGCUGCGCGCGCUCGACUGGCUGCCGCGCGACGCCGCGCCCCCCGCCCCGCCCGCGCCGCGCGCCGCGCUCGCCGCGCCGCCCGCCGAGCCGGCCGAGCCCGCCUGGGGGCUGGACGAGGCGGGCUUCGCCUUCGUCAAGAACAUCAUCGCCACGCUCGAGGCGCGGGGCCUGGAGGAGCAGGGGCUGUACAGGGUGGCGGGCGUGUCGUCGAAGGUGUCGCGGCUGGUGGCGGCGGGGCGCGCGGGGCGGGCGGGGGCGGGGCGCGCGGGGGCGGGGGCGGGGGCGGGGGCGGGGGCCGCGCUCGCGCAGAGCGAGAGCCGCACGCUGGCGAGCGCGCUGAAGGCGUACCUGCGCGCGCUGCCCGACCCGCUGCUCACGCGCCGCCUGCACCACCAGUUCCUCGCCGCCGCCAAGCUGGAGCGGCGCGGCGAGCGCGUGUGCGCGCUGCACGCGCUCGUGCACGCGCUGCCGCCCGACAACUACGAGAUGCUGCGCAUCGUGCUCACGCAUCUCUGCAACGUGGCGACGAAGAGCUCGGCGAACCUGAUGAGCGCGUGCAACCUGUCGGUGUGCUUCGGGCCCACGCUGCUGCGCGUCGAGCGCGAGACCGUGGCCUCCAUCCUCGAGCUCAAGUUCUACAACGUGCUCGUCGAGGCGCUCAUCGACCACUGCCACGAGCUGUUCCAGCCGCACCCGCCGCAGCCGCCCCCGCCGCACCAGCCGCACGCGCCGCACUUGCAGCACGCGCCGCACCAGCCGCACCAGCAGCACCAGCACCCGCACAUGAUGCAAACAUCCCCCUCGGCGCUACCUGCCACUGCCAGAAAUGAUAUCAGCGCGCUGGAGAGAGGUGGGCUAGUGUCCUGCGGCGCAGGCGCGGGCGCAGGCGUGGGCGUGGGCGUGGGCGUGGUGGGCGCCGCCCCCGCUGCCUACGCGCCGCACCACCACCAGCUGCUGCAGCACUUCGCUCCCGCGCCGGGCUCGCUGUUGGCGCACAGAGGAGUGAGCGCGGCGCUGUGCAGCAGCAGCUCCGAGUCGGUGUCGAGCCACAGCGCGUCGCCGCCGCCGCGCGGGCCGCUGCGGGCCAACGGCGCGGGGCUCGCGGGGCUCGCGGGGCUCGCGGGCCCGCUGGGGGCCGCCGCGACGCGCGUGCGCACGCUGUACGCCUGCCUCGGCGAGAGCGAGGGCGAGCUGUCCUUCGAGCCCAACCAGAUCAUCACCAACGUGUGCCCGUCGGGCGAGCCGGGCUGGCUGCGCGGCUCGCUCAACGGCAAGAGCGGCCUCGUGCCCGAGAACUACGUAGAGCCGCUGCCGUGAGCGCCGCCCGCCCGAGCGCGCCCGCCCGCGCCCCGCGCCCUGCCUGCGCCCCGCCCGCGCCCUGUCCGCGCCUCGGCGCCCCGCCCGCGCCCCGAGCCCGAGAGACGCCGCCCGACAUUCCCACACCAAAUAUCAUAUCGUAGGCCUACUUGUUGAUAUUUUUCUACUGUUUGUAUAUUUUGUACAUUGUAAAUAAGAUUUGUUGCUAUUUUAACUAUUUAUACUUUAUUAUGUUGUGACUUUUGUACCAAAUAUACUUUGUGAAAGUUCCGACUGAGGAUUGUAUAUAAGAUAUAUCGUAAUAUAUAAAUAAAGUGUAUUCUU
Molecule: messenger RNA, 2442 nt
Organism: Zerene cesonia (dogface butterfly)
Lineage: Eukaryota; Metazoa; Arthropoda; Insecta; Lepidoptera; Pieridae
Product: rho GTPase-activating protein 26-like
Exons: 13
Biological process (GO): signal transduction
Cellular component (GO): cytoplasm
Molecular function (GO): GTPase activator activity; protein binding
Source: RefSeq, a predicted model, not a curated record